AGGUGCUGCGGCAGCUCGAGGAGGAGCGCGACCGGCAAGCGCAGCUGGCGGCGGAGCUGCAGGCGCAGGUGGACAGCAGCCAGGCGACGCUGCAGGAGUGGCAGGAGGCAGUCGCCGCCCGGGACGUAGCCGUGGCCGAGCGCGACGCGCAGAUCCAGAAUUGGCAGGCGGCAGUGGCUGAGCGCGACUCGCAGCUGCAGGCGUACCAGCAGCAGGAGCAGGAGCGGGCGGAGCGGAGCGCGGCCGAGGAGCCCGCACCCGCCGCCGAGGGGCAGGCGGCGGAGGCGGAGGCGGAGCAGCUGCGGCAGCUGCGCCUGGAGCUGGGCCAGCAGGAGGCGGCGGCGCAGUCGCUGCGGGAAGACGCGCGCGCGGCGCUGGAGCAGCACCAGCGCGUGGAGGCGGACCUGCAGGGCAUGGUGGAGCAGCUGCAAACAGCACUGGACACGCAGACGCGCGAGCUGCAGCUCGCGGUGGAGCACCGCGCCGAGCAGGCGCAGAGGCUCGAGGCCCUGGGCGCGGAGCAGCGGCGCCUGCAGGCCGCGCUCGGGGAGCGCGGGGCCGAGGCCACUGGGCAGUCGGAGGAGCUCGCCGGCGGGGCCGAGGCGGACGCCGCCCGCCUGCGGCAGGAGCUCGCGCAGCGGGACGCGGACGAGGCGGACCGCCGGGCGAAGGCGGCGCAGCUGCUGCAGGAGGCGCUGGCGCAGCGGGACGCCGACGCGGAGCUCGCGCGCGAGGCUGUCGGGAGGCG
This is a messenger RNA of Prorocentrum cordatum, 748 nucleotides long. Lineage: Eukaryota; Dinophyceae; Prorocentrales; Prorocentraceae. The record is from the annotation of a GenBank genome assembly.